This is a messenger RNA of Bathycoccus prasinos, 687 nucleotides long. RefSeq lists its product with no specific name. Bases 1 to 687 code for a protein of 228 amino acids. The transcript has a single exon. Gene Ontology annotation, biological process: double-strand break repair via break-induced replication; DNA-templated DNA replication. Gene Ontology annotation, cellular component: GINS complex. Lineage: Eukaryota; Viridiplantae; Chlorophyta; Mamiellophyceae; Mamiellales; Bathycoccaceae. The record is from RefSeq and is a predicted model, not a curated record.
AUGGAAGAGGACGACGAUAUCGAGAUCAACGAAAACGUGAAACUGUACGAAACACUCAAACGCGCCUGGAACGAUGAAAAGAACGCGCCGAUCUUGUUGAAAUUCAAAUCCACUGAAGUUGCGCGUUUCCAAACUUUACUCGCUUCCCGCGAGCGAGAAAUCGAAGAGAUGGAAAACUCCGCGAACGAAUCCGGGGACGGGAACGAAAUGCUCUUAUCUGCGAUCGGGAGAGAGGAGUUGAACAGGGCGAAAUACGUGUUGAGGAGUUAUUUGAGGACGAGGAUUAAGAAAAUUCAACAGUUUCCCGUGCACGUGUUGCAACGAGAGCGGGAAGCGGUCAGCGGAAAGGAGUUAGUGUUUACGGAGGAAUUAGUCAAGGCGUACGAGGUACACGCGCAGUCUGUGCUCGCGAAUUUUCCGUUGAAAGAGUACCAAAGCGCGUUUAUGGAGUUUGGAGAGGAGGAAGUUGGAGAGGAGUCGAUGGUGUCGCAUCCGAACGAAGCGAAUAAGAUGGUAUUUAUUAGAAUUUUGGAGGACGUGGGCAUAUUUAAGUUCGACGACGGCACGGACGAGGGGGACGCGGCUGAUUUGAAGAAAGGAAGGAUUCUGUUUUGUAAAUUUGAGCAGUUCAAAGGGUUGUUAGAAAGUAGCGAAGAGGGAGGCACGCCGAGAGCGGAGUUGCUUUGA